Molecule: messenger RNA, 2160 nt
Organism: Periconia digitata
Lineage: Eukaryota; Fungi; Ascomycota; Dothideomycetes; Pleosporales; Periconiaceae
Source: the annotation of a GenBank genome assembly
AUGCAGUCUAGCUACUCCGCUACUACUUGGCUACACUCGACCGCGUCCGUCCGCCGGCGCGCGCGUCUCUGUCUGACCGUCCGUCUACAUACACUUUGCUUUCUCGUCCCACCCCCACCCUGCUGUUUAUUUGUCUACCUGCCUGCCUGCCUGCCGGGCCUCGUGGUCAUGCCCUCCGUCACUUCGAUGCCAUCAUCCUUCACCCAGUUCAAUCCCACGCGACUGCGCUCCUACGUCCUCCGCUUGCCGCUCACCACCAGGCUGCUGCUGGCUGCCAUUGUCGCAUUAUGGUCCGCCGCCAUUCCUUUCCCGUGGAUCAGGGACAAGGCCGCCCUGGCCCCCGACAAGUUUGAUCUGACCCAGAUGCAUCGCCUGAAUCUUUUCCCUCUCAUGCAUAUCGGCUUCUUCCACUUGCUCUUCGACAUCAUCACCUUGACUCCCCUUCUCGAGCGCUUCGAAUCCGAAUUCGGCACCAUUGUAACCCUGUCUCUCUUCACCGGCCCAUUCGGGCUGCUUCCCGGAGGACUAUACCUGUUUCUGGAGAAAAUUAUUCUGCGAGGAAACACUGCCGUCAUGGGCUCAAGUGUAUGGGUCUUCCUCCUUCUCGCCUCCGAGGCCAUUAAAACCAGCAAAUCCAAUCCAAACUUCAGCAUCGGUCCAUAUAAAAUCCCAACUUGGACAACUCCCCUUAUUCUCAUCCUCAUCACCUCCGCCCUCAUGCCUCACGUCUCGCUUCUCGGCCAUCUCUGCGGUGCCGCCGUCGGAUACCUCUGGGGUCUUGGUUACAUCAAAUUUCUCGUCCCCCAUGAAAAGAUCCUUCGCUGGAUCGAGACAAAACUCAAUCUUCUCGGCCGCCUUCCGCAUUACGUGAGCGUGGACCAGAAAACAUAUGGCCGCUACGGUGUGCUGCCGACCACAACGACAGGGAUUCCGUUGGGCGGUGGGCCUCGAAGCCCGCUACCAGAUGGGGGAGGCCAAAGGUUGGGGCCUUGAAUCUUGGUUUGUCAUGAGGAGUAAUCGAAGAGCAGUUGACGUGGAAUAAUUUUGUGUAGAUAUUACCCCUUCUUCAAAGGUUUUAGCGUUUAGAAUUCGUUGCGCCAUCUUCCUGUACUAUUUACCCCUGGGGAGCCUCAUCAUUCUCCCCCGCCUUCUCGAAGAAUGCGUUAUCACGCUUGCUCGAGCGUCGCAUCAUCUAUCUGCAUAGCGUUGUUUUGGUUACGAAAAUUUCAACUUUUUCCUAUCUACCCUCCCCAGCCGUUGUUCAAUCAUCAGCUGAACCCGUAAACGUCCGUUUGUACCGCGUCUGUCUGUCCCGUGUCCAGUGGCUAAGCUCGCAGAGAGUCACACAGAACCAAGUGAAUGAAUGGACAUCUGGUUGGUUGAUUGAUUGGCCACGCUUAGGCAUCGUUCCCGGAGCACUCACCCCUCAAUUCCGCCCCUGAUUUCUCGAUGCCUCCCUCGCCGCCUUCUUGCUAACCCCUCCAACACCCUGGCUCUGUCGACCAUGACGACGAUCGUGGGGCUCCUUUUUGCUUUGAGAAUGAUAAUGAUGAUGGUGUUGGUCGCCACCAUUGCCACCAUUGCCAGCACUAGAACUCAUCAACUCUGCAUUGAGCUCAUGACGCUGCAUCGUUGCUGUGUGUACACCCAGGUUUAGAAACAGACGAGUAGAUGCGAAUGUAUUUGCUCGCAGCGCUUCGCCCAGCUCCGUCGAUAUAUGGAAGUUCCUCACGAAUCGAUUCCCUUGGGAUGAUGGUAAAGUGGCACUAUAUACAGCGGCUCGUAGUUGGAGUGUACUCAAUGGAGAUUCUGGUCCACUGGAAAUGGGUUCUUUUUUUUUUUUUGGUUUUCCAAAGGAAGUUGAAGAGUUUCCCACCGGAAUGUUGUCGACCGGACUCUUGGAGCAAUGUGUAAGCAACACCGAAUGCCUACAUAUCCUCGGAAAAGUGACUGGAUUCCACCCUGAAGGAUAUACCAGCCUUUCUCUUGAUAUGAGCUGCCCGUGCUGCUGUAUCGCCUUUUGAGGAUUCCCACGCUCGGCCACGGAAACUACAGAUGCAGCGUCAUGUCCUAGCAAAGAGACAUGAAAGCUAUCCGAAGUGAUGAGAAAUUUCUCGGAAGUAAUGCUGAUAUCGUUCGAUCCGGCAGUCUCAAUAUCUU